This is a messenger RNA of Paramecium pentaurelia, 628 nucleotides long. NCBI's taxonomy places the organism in Eukaryota, Ciliophora, Oligohymenophorea, Peniculida, Parameciidae. The record is from the annotation of a GenBank genome assembly.
AUGAGGAGUAAAUAAGUGAAGGCGUAUAAAAAUAUUGACUAGCAGUUGGUUCUAGGAAGAUUAUAGAUUAAAAAUAUUAACAGGCUUUAGGAACACUGAAUAAUGUAAUUUAUUUAUAAAAAUACAUUAUAAUAAGAUUGCUUAUUAUUGUGCAGAAUAGAAAUCAAAAUGUAGCAGAAAAGGUUCAAAAAGCAAAUGCUUUUGUGGUUAUCUAUUUAGUUAAUUUAUUUUAUAAUUUCCAAUUAUUCAUUUAACAUAAUUCACUAUACUAUUUUAAAUAAUAAAUUCUUAAUAUAAUAUCAGAAAUAAUAAUUAAGCAAAAAAUUUAAUUUUGGUUGUGAAAAUUGUGAAUGAUAAAGAUUAGAGUUUGUACUUCAAGACCCAGAAGAAUAUGGAAUGUAUUGGUUACAACUUAGUAAAAUCUUUAAUAUUUUGGCAUGGAGAAUAUUAAUUUAUGCCUUAUAAAUUACAAUAAGGAUUAGUUGGAAAUGAUAAACCCUUUCCAAAAUAAUAAUUAAAAACUAACAAAUAAUAAUAUACUACUGCUUAUACAAGACAAAAUUAAUAAUAACAAAAUGUUUUUUAGUAAUAAUAAUAAUCUAAUAAAAUUGUUUAAAAGAAAAAGUGA